This is a messenger RNA of Lagopus leucura (white-tailed ptarmigan), 8129 nucleotides long. RefSeq names its product centrosomal protein 192 (gene CEP192). Gene Ontology annotation, cellular component: cytoplasm; pericentriolar material; centriole. Bases 172 to 7803 code for a protein of 2543 amino acids. NCBI's taxonomy places the organism in Eukaryota, Metazoa, Chordata, Aves, Galliformes, Phasianidae. The record is from RefSeq and is a predicted model, not a curated record. Gene Ontology annotation, molecular function: protein kinase binding. Gene Ontology annotation, biological process: protein localization to centrosome; centriole replication; centrosome-templated microtubule nucleation. The transcript has 44 exons.
UUUUGGCGGUUGGGCGGUGUCCGGCGCUGGCGUUCGGCUCCUUCCGCUGCCCGCUCGCAGGAAAGAGGCGGCGGGACGAGGGGAAAGGGGUCCCGGCCUGCGAGCUGAUGCUGCUGGACCAGGGCUGACUGUUGCCAGCAGGGUGUUGCUUUAGGCAGAUUGCGCAGCACGAUGGAAAGCUUCCGAAACAUUGCCGAUGAGACCUUUCCCAGCUUCCUGGGCAGUUCACUGAAUAGCAGUGCCAGCAUCCUUGUGGAAAAUGUCACCAUCUCCUCCAACCCCGGUUUACCUGUUGCAGCUUCAACUGUUGCCAAGAACAAAGCAGGCCAUGACAGCAGGGUUUCUGAUAUCCGGGCAUCUUAUUUAGAAGAAGGGAAGCACUUACCUGCAUCCCUAUCUUCUCACAGUAGCCAGUUGGAUCCUGAGCCAAUGGGGAAGUUUGCCAUCAGUUUUCACGAUGACAUGGAAGUUGCUAAGUUGGUUAAAGAACCUCAGCCUGCAAUUGUUAGUCUGAGAGAAUCCUAUUCCGUGGCUGGAGAUCAAGACCAGAACGUCGUUGAGCAUUCGAAUCGCAGUCAAGAUACCUUAUUACCACUUGAACGAUUGGAAGAUUUACCAACUGGAAUAUGUUUUCUUCCAGACAGUAAGGAUAACAAGGUUACUCCAUCUGAACCUUCAGAAAAACUGGUAGAAACUGAAACCUCAAGUGAUCAUCUUAGCAUCAGUCUUUCAAGUUUUUUAGAAAAUGAGAAACUCUCAUCUCUUUCAAGCUUAGGAGGAGAUUCCACAGAUGAUGAUAUUGAUGAUGAAGAGUUCUUUGAUAACCAACUGGAAGCUUAUUUUGAGCAGCUGAUACCACCUGAAGUGACCAGAGGAGACACUGACAUAGGGAAGCUUUCAGAUGGCUGUGAAGCUCUGAAGCUUCCUGAAAAUGGCUUGCUUCAAGACUUCCAGGAUCCCAAUAUGUACCAGGCUGUGACAGGAGGAGACUCAGGAAAUGCUAAUGAUGAAGGUUCGCAAAAGCAAGGGAUGAUUGGGUGUCCUGUGCAAACAGAAAAACUGCCCCGACCAAGAAGACAGCUGAAUUCCAUGACCAGCAGAGAUGUGCUGGAAUCCUGCAGUGCCGCUGAGCUGUGUUUAGAUUCACUGUAUCUUCAGUGCAUCAGCAGCCAUAGAGCUGAUGGCGAGGGUGCUUUUUCCAAGCAGGAAGUAUGGUCCUCUGAGCAUCAGUCUGCUGCUUCUGAUGGUGAAGUACUACAUCCAGCAGAAGGGUUUCUGGAGCACUACACCAAUCCUAGAAUUCCUCUUAGUGCAGAUGAACCUGCAGCUGUCCCAGGUGCAACUGGGUGUGAGGUUGGCCUCUCUGAUACUUACUUGUCUCCAACUGCAGACAGCUGUCAGAAUAAAAGUUUAGCUACAACGGACUCAGGUGAUGCACCACAUAGCAUUGUUUAUCAAAAUGAAGAAGGCAAAUGGGUGACUGAUCUUGCUUACUAUACUUCGUUUGAUGGAGAACAAGAUUUAAACCUGUCUGAGGAUGAUAAAAUAAAUGAGUUCAUAACUGGAUCUGAAGCAGCAGCAGUGAUUGCACAAGACCAGGAAGAGUUUGAGAAAGCGCACAGACUUUUGCAGGCAGAGAAAGUAGACAUUCUAAAUGCAUCUGAAUUAGCAAAUUCUUCAUGGAAAUCUGCCGGCAGCUGCCUUCUGCCAAAAAUGUCUGAUGUUAGUAAAGAUGCCAGCUACUUACGUUUGUCUCUGGGGGAGUUCUUUGGUCAGAGGUCUGAAGCUCUUGGUUGUCUUGGUGGAGGCAGCGAUGUGAAACGGCCUUCUUUUGGCUACCAUAUUACAUCUCCGAAGACAAGGCAACCUGUUGCUUUGCUAAGGCAAUUUGAUGCAUCAGUAGGUGACACUACCCAAGAAACUUCACAAUUUUCUGAAGUGUUUCCAGAAGACUUGGAAGCUCAAGCAAAGGAACAUGUGAGUUCUACCAGCUGUGAAGAUGCGUGGUGUAGUGUGGAGGCUGCAGCUGGAAUACAAAAAGGCAUUAAUACAGAAACUGCUUCCAAAAGUGACACAAAGGAUGGAGUUAAUGAAGACAAGUUGGAAGGUGGCUUAUCUAAUCAUUCUGACUCUGUCCUCAGUAUUAGCACAAUUGCCUCUGCUAUUGCUAAUGCUUCUUGCAGUGCUGAUCCUUCCCAAUUGGCUGCUAUGAUGAUGACACUCUCCAAUAAAAAUAGAAAAAAGUGUUUCCUUCCUGGAAUUGUUAAAGAGAUGGAACUCACAGCUGAUCAGACAUUAUCCAGUCAUGUGGAAAACAGUACAUUUGAUAUGGAAAAAUAUCUCAAAAAAACAGAUGAGAUGGGACAUGAAAGUGAGCGUGAGAGUAUUGUAAAACUUGAGACAUCUGUCCAGAACAGUAUGUCUGAAAGCACUUCAAUGGGUAAAGUUAGAAACAAAGAAACUCUUGUAGAAGACUUUUUAAAUGAUCAUAAUGAGCAGCAACAAACAGAGAAGCAGUUUCUGGAUUAUUUUAAUGCAGAAAAUGGUACUCAGAAUAUCUCUAGCUCAUCUGGUGCUUCCAGGCAUGAAGACAGAGCUGCAAAUAGCAUUAAGUAUUCAGAGAAGUUAUCUGAUAUAUUAAAUAGUAAACAUGUGCAGUUGAUGAGUGCUACUCUUAAAUCUGAUGUGCUGGAUAUCCGAACUUCACCUAGUAGAAACAAAGCACAGACAUGUGAAACUCCUUUAGCAUCUAAAAGGGAAAUGGCACAGAGACUUCUGUUUGCUCAGGAGGCUGACAAUCUUACUAGCAGAUGUUGUAGCAGGGAAGAUGGAGGAACAGUAGAUCAAGUGAAAAAUGCUGUUCCCGAACCAUGUAAUGAUUUGGAGAGAAAUACAAGAAACAUCGUGCCACUCAGCAAUGUAAAAUCUACCAAACAACCUGGUAAAUAUGUCUCAGUAAGUCCUACAAAAGCAAAGCCUGUGCAAAAAUUGGACCCUGAUGAAGAGACGCAAAGCACAGAAGUGGAGGAGAGAGCCAAAGAGAGCAGUGCUGCUGGCAGUGGUAACCUGAAACAUGUAACUUUUGAGAAGCUCUCUCCAACUUGCCAAAAUAGUGGUGAGCAUCAAUCCAUGCUCCCUGAAUGUGACUUGCAGCCUUUAGAGGAUGAGCAGUAUAGCUUCAGGCCUUCAACUUCACCGCUGAUUCACUCUUCUCCUAGUGACACUUCUGGAACAGCAUUUUCAGGGUCUGAGGCUGAUUUUAUUAGCACAUCACAUCAUCCAAAAUCAUCUUGCAAGGAGAGUACUGUAUCUCAGUCGGUUUACUCAAGCCCAAGCAUGAGCAGAUUAACAUAUGUCUCUGAAUCUGACAGUACGCUUAAGAAUACAUCUGUAAUGUGUGAUCCAGAGACACACUGGAGUGAAAAUGCAAGUGAACUAAGUACAACAAUAAUUCGAGCCAGCCCAACUCCUUCACAGGAGCAAACGAACAAGAAUUUAGAAGACUACUUGUGCCAAAGAAACCGCAAAGGAAUACAGUUCAGUGUUGAUCAAAAAUCAGAAGAAAAUGAACUUGCGCAUCCGGAAAGAAAGCUUGAAGGACGAGGUCAAGAACUGACCAAGGAAGAUCUUCCAAAGAAUGGAAGGCAGCUUACCUCUGCUGCCUCAAAAGUAGCAGCAACUCUUAAAGAGUUAGACCCUGUUAUAUCAGCUCUUGCAAGUAAAUUCUGCGUCUUUCAGCCACUUCCUGUUAAUGUUGGUGCACAAGAAGCAUGGCAGGAUCGCACAAAUAAAGCACAGAGCCAGGGAUUGCCAUCCUUAAAUGCGUUGCCCGUAUAUCCUGGAUUAAGAACUUGUAUUCCGAUAAAUCAAAGCGCUCCUGGUGAACAGUAUAUUCCUAUUUCAAGCUUUAAAUCCCACAUCACUACCUCUGAAAGUCAAACAGUUUCUUCUGUUGCGACGUUACUUCCAGGCCAUUCCUUGGCAACAACUCAAUUUGCACAGCAGCAUCUAGGAAACAUACUAUCUACUGGAAACAAAGUUUUACCUCAGUUUCAUGGCUGCAGCUCUGCAGGUUUUAGUGUACCAUCAUCAGGGCUUCCUUACUCCAGCAUCUCAGCAGGACGUGUGGAAAAUCCAGUUCCAGCAGGAAUCCCUUUGGGUUCGAAUAUUGGUCCCGGUUCUUUGGGUACAGCUGCACUUUGUCAUCCACACUCUACUUCCUGGAGCAAGAAUACCUUAAAUAUAAGAUCGUGUACUGUACAACCCCUUGGGACUAGUAGAAAUGAGUGGGACUUUUCGACGUCACCUGGUGUUGGCCAUGUAAAAGUACCAGAAGAGCUGAAGUUCCCUAAUGCCUGCUGUGUGGGAAUUGCAUCGCAGACAGCUCUUAGCAUUUUUAAUCCAACUGAGCGGUGGCUGCAGGUCAGCAUUGGAAUACUCAGUAUAUCAGUCAAUGGGGAAAAAGUGGAUCCUGCAAAAUAUCAGUGUCUCGUGUUCAAGAACAAAACGAUUGUAGGACCCCAUUCUACUGAUGACCUGAAAAUACUUUUCUUACCUUGUCAUUCAGGGAUCUUCCAGUGUAUUCUCAGUGUUUCAUCUUGGCCACUUUCUGCAGAUGCUGAGACAGUUGUUCAGGCAGAAGCAUUGGCAAGUAGGGUAGUUCUGACAGCAGUUGCUGAAAAUCCUGUUUUAGAAGUGGAAACAGGAGAACAAGAUUAUCUGGAUUUUGGUGACUUGACUUCUGGCAGUUGGAAGGCUCUUCCGUUAAAAAUUAUCAACAAAACCCAUGCUUUUGUGCCAAUUAGACUUAUUAUUAAUGCAAAUGCAGUAGCUUGGCGUUGCUUCACGUUUUCCAAGGAACCAAUUAAUUCUUCUAAUGAGCAAUCACUCCAAAUGGAUACAGUUUCUCAGGUAGCAGCUCCAUCUGUUGUAAAUCAUGUGAUCCAUGCAAGCUAUGAUGGACAAGAUCCUGAGGUUUUAACAGUUUGGGUUCUGUUCCAUGCACCUAAGAAACAAAUUUCUUGUUCAGAUGCCUUGGGUCCAGCAGAGGAAUUCUUGGCAAGAGUUGAUGUGGAAGUGGAUAGCCCAGGACCUAGUAGUGUGAUUGAAAGUAUUCCUCUCCGAGCAAGAGCUGGAACAGCCAGGAUUCAUGCUCCAAAGGACUUACAGACAAUACAUCUGUCUGCUAGUGUGGGUUCAACAGCCAAACAACAACUGCCAUUGAAGAAUGCUGGAAACAUUGGUGUAAAUCUGAAACUUAAGAUAUCAGGACAGGACAGUUGCUUCUCUGUUGAACCUGAUGAUCUCUUCCUUCUUCCUGGAGAAGAACGAGAAGUGAUUGUGAAUUUUUCUCCAAAAAAUGUAGCGUCUACUCAAAGUGUUUUGAAAAUCCUUGUGUUGCCAUCUGGGCCUCAGUAUGAAGUGGUGAUAAAAGGUGAGAUGGAAUCAGUGGGAAAUAGACCUGUGUUUACAGCUGCUGCAGAUAUUCCACCUAUUCUCUCCAACAAGCAGUUCAUCGCCUGGGGAGGAGUAAAGCUUGGAGAAUCAGUCCAACAGAAGUUAACUUUAAGAAAUAACUCUCCAUCUGUGACUCAGCAUUUAAGACUGGUGAUAAGAGGUCAGGAUCAGGACUGUUUUCAGCUGCAAAGUAUAUUUGGAUCAGAAGAACGUUUAACUAGUAACUGGGAACUCAAAAUCCGUCCCAAAGAAGACACUAACAUAUACUUGAUGUUUACACCUACUCGAGUAACUUUCUUCUUUGCAAAGCUGGAAAUCAAACAGCUGGGAAUUAGAUCACAGCCAGGAAUUAAGUUUACUAUACCUUUAUCUGGAUACGGAGGAACCAGCAAUAUAAUUUUAGAGAGCGUUAAAAAACUGUCAGACAGCUACACGUUAACACUGGAUGGAUUAUUGCCUUCAAGAUUAAAGAGAGUUUCUUUCUGCGUGAGAAAUACAGGUUCUCGUGCUGCGUAUGUGAAAGCACUGUGCUUUGCCAACCUACAGACAAAAACAGUUGUAGACCCUCAAGUAAUGACAGUAUCUCCAGAGAAGUUCAUACUUACAGAAGGAGCACAUGAAAUGAUUACAGUAACGUGGAAUCCCAUGGAAAAGGAAAGGAACUUUCUUAAACCGAAGACAUUGUUAUCAACAAUAUGUUUCUUUUGUGGUGAUGAAAUUUCCAGGCAGCGAUACCGUAGAGCUAUGAUGUGUGAACUUGAGGUAGUAAAACCCAUAGUCCCAGAAAACAGUUUAUUGAGAAACAUUGUAUUUGAUGAAGAGUUUCAAGGGGAGCAGCUUGUGACAGAAGUGUGCGAUAUCCCACGAGGGACGAAUGAUAUCCGUCUUUUCUAUGCAAAUAUGCGAAAAAUUAUCCUCACCGUGGUUGGAUACUUUGUUGUGAAUCGGGAUGUUCUUCAGCAAUCUCCUGGAUGUCAUCUGGAAUCAAACCGUCUUACUUCCAGAUCUGAGAAUGCUGCAAGACUUAUCAAUGCAACAUUGGAUGUUCUUCCUGUUAAAGGGCCUCAGGGUCCUCCAUUACCUGUGAAAACCAAUGAUGAAGUCCAGAAUAAAGUAGAUGCUCAACAGACUUGGACUGUUAAGCCUGAACACUUGAUUUUGUUACCUCCUUCUAUUAGUGGAACAGCUGAUACUGGACAUGUACAAAUUGUCAACAAUUCUAGUAGGAUGCUGACGUUUGAGCUUUCGUGGCCAGCUCACUGCCUUACUAUAACCCCACAACAUGGAGUUAUUGAACCAGAGAGCCGUGCACUGAUUCUGGUGAGUCCUAAUCCUUCACUUGCCACAAAGCCUUCUGUAAUUCCUUGGAGUGGGCUAAUCUACAUCCACUGUGAUAAUGGACAAAAAGUUAUUAAAGUGCAGAUUCGUGAGGCGCAGGAUGUGUCUGGAACAAGCUCUCCAUCUAGAAGACGUGAUUUAUUUACUGUACAAUCUGCAAGUCCUACUGUUCACGUGGCAAAACCUCUCUCAGCACAUCCUUUAACAAAAAUGGAAAUAAAGAGCAGAUCGAUUAUUUUUCCUAGAACAAGAGCUGGUGAAUGCACAGAGAGUUACCUGGAAAUGGAGAAUAAGGGGGAUGAAAAUGUCAGGUGGAACUUAUCAUCAUUUACUCCACCCUAUGUUAAAGCCAUGGAUGGAACUGGUUCUGUUUAUAGAGCUACUUACUCUGCUUUCAGAUGUUACCAUGUUUCUGGUACACUUGAAGCUCAUGGAAAAGAGAAGGUUUCUCUAAUAUUUUUACCUAGAGAAAGUGGAGAUUAUUCUCAGUUCUGGGACCUUGAGUGUCACCCUGUUGAAAAACCUAGUUGGAAACACAAAUUAAGGUUUCAGCUUUCUGGAACAGGUACCAAAGCAGAAAAUACAGCUGCAGUUGGAAGGGCUUCUGCAGAAACCCUCAUAGAAGCUGGAAGCCCAGUUACACCUAAAAGGAAGGUUUGCUCUGAGGCUUGUACAACUAAAGCAGGACUGAAUGAGGUAACUCGUGGGGUGUAUGCACCAGAAGACCUGUACACUUUUCUUCCAACUAGAAUUGGGGAAUCACGCACGUUAAAAGUCAACUUGCGAAAUAAUUCAUUUAGAACGCAUUUGCUGAAAUUUUUGAGUCCCAAUGAGCCUUUCUACAUCAAACAUUCAAAAUACUCUCUAAGAUCCCAUCAUUACAUCAAUGUGCCAGUCCAGUUCAAGCCACAAGCAGAAGGCAUAUUUGAAGGUCUCUUGGCCGUGCACACGACCAAAUAUGGCUGUAUUAACAUUCGACUCUGUGGUAAAGCUAUUGCAAAAGAAUAGUCUGAACAGCUUACAAUUGUUUAGGACGGUUUAAGCCAUUUAAACUAUUCAAGGAUUUGCUACUACAUUUCCAUACUAACCUUUUACUUGUUUUGCCCUGUGAUGCUGCUCUGAUGGAAAGUCAUCUUUAAGAUGAAUUAUGGCGCUUGUUUUUCAAGUGCUUUUUCAUAGUAAAAACACUGAGAAAUAAUAUUCUGUGUUUUUAAAGUUAUCGUGUUCUAACUUAUGUUUCUGCACUUUUGUUGAAAAGGGAGGUUUCUAUUUUUGCAUUUAUUAGGAAGAUAUAAUGUAUUUUAUUUUCAACAUUGUAAAUACAGAAAUAAAGU